This is a messenger RNA of Phalaenopsis equestris, 2605 nucleotides long. Its product is annotated as NADPH--cytochrome P450 reductase-like. The record is from RefSeq and is a predicted model, not a curated record. The coding region runs from base 134 to 2242 and encodes 702 amino acids. NCBI's taxonomy places the organism in Eukaryota, Viridiplantae, Streptophyta, Magnoliopsida, Asparagales, Orchidaceae. Gene Ontology annotation, molecular function: NADPH-hemoprotein reductase activity; flavin adenine dinucleotide binding; FMN binding. The transcript has 18 exons. Gene Ontology annotation, cellular component: cytosol.
UUCACCAACUCAUCCCUCCUUCUCCCCUCUCACCAAACUCUUUCCUUCUCGCUUCUUCUUCCAGGUUGAGUGGGGAGGAGAUAGAAGGGGAGGGAUCGACGGCUAACCGGCGAUCUAGGCCAGGCUAGGAGAGAUGCAAUCGGAGACGAUGGAGACCUCAGCAUUGGAUCUUUUCUCUGCCAUCCUCAACGGUAGGCGAGGCCAGGAGGGGGCAGCAGUGCAGGACUCUAUUGCUGGGAAUCGAGAGCUUCUAGUGCUACUGGCGACUUCAGUUGCGAUGCUUUUUGGCUGUGUAGCCUUGCUUCUAUGGCGCCGAUCGGCUGGCCAGAAGUCACCCGCCGCCAAGGCCGAGCCAAAGCGGCCCGCGAUUUUAAGUGAGGUCACGGAGCCGGAGAUAGACGACGGGAAGAAGAAGGUCACUGUGUUCUUCGGAACGCAAACAGGUACAGCGGAGGGGUUCGCGAAGUCUUUGGCGGAGGAAGCGAAGGCCCGCUACGAUAAGGCUAAGUUUAAAGUUGUUGAUCUGGACGAUUACGCCGCUGAUGAUGAUGAGUAUGAAGAGAAGAUGAAGAAAGAAACUCUAGUUUUGUUCUUCAUGGCAACUUAUGGGGACGGAGAACCGACUGAUAACGCUGCAAGGUUCUAUAAAUGGUUUACUGAGGGGAAAGAGAGGGGUAUUUGGCUAGAGAAUCUCACAUACGCCAUUUUCGGGCUGGGUAAUAGGCAGUAUGAACAUUUCAAUAAGGUUGCGAAUGUUGUGGAUGAAAUCCUAGCUGAGCAAGGUGGUAAGCGCCUUGUUCCAGUUGGCCUUGGAGAUGAUGAUCAAUGCAUAGAAGACGACUUCACCGCUUGGAAAGAGCAGCUCUGGCCAGAGUUGGAUCAGUUGCUCCGUGAUGAAGAUGACAUUUCAGGUGGAACUUAUACUGUUGUUGUGCCUGAAUACCGUGUCAUCUUCAUCGAUCGUGCAGAGCAAUCACAUACAGAAAAGGGUUGGAAUCUGGCAAAUGGUAGCGCUAUUUAUGACAUUAACCAUCCGUGCAGAGCAAAUGUGGCUGUAAGAAGAGAACUUCAUACUCCGGUUUCUGAUCGUUCUUGCAUUCAUCUGGAGUUUGACAUAGCUGGCACUGGCCUUGCGUAUGAGACAGGAGACCAUGUUGGUGUCUUUGCUGAAAAUUGUUUGGAGACUGUGGAGGAAGCAGAAAAGUUAUUAGGUUAUUCAUCAGAUACUUUCUUCUCCAUUCACGCUGACAAAGAAGAUGGAACACCACUCAACGGGGGUGCUCUCACCCCUCCAUUCCCUUCUCCUUGCACAUUGAGAACUGCAUUGACUCGAUAUGCAGACCUUUUGAGCUCACCCAAAAAGGCUUCUUUAUCUGCUUUAGCUGCUUAUGCCUCUGAUCCAAAUGAAGCAGAACGUUUAAGAUUACUGGCUUCUCCUUCUGGGAAGGAUGAAUAUUCUCACUGGGUAAUUGCUAGUCAAAGGAGCCUUCUUGAAGUUAUGGCCGAGUUUCCUUCAGCCAAGCCGCCUUUGGGUGUUUUCUUUGCAGCGAUUGCUCCAAGGCUGCAGCAUCGUUUUUAUUCAAUAUCAUCUUCUUCAAGGAUGUUCCCAACAAGAAUCCAUGUGACGUCUGCGCUCGUAUUUGGACCAACACCAGCAGGAAGGAUUCAUAAAGGAGUAUGUUCAACUUGGAUGAAGAAUGCAUUUCCUUUGGAUGAAAGUAAAGAUUGUAGCUGGGCUCCAAUUUUUGUGAGGCAAUCAAAUUUUAAAUUGCCAGCAGAUAACUCUGUGCCAAUUAUCAUGAUUGGACCUGGAACCGGGUUGGCGCCAUUCAGAGGAUUCUUACAGGAGAGGUUGGCGUUAAAAGAAUCCGGUGCUGUACUUGGGCCUGCUAAACUAUUCUUUGGAUGCAGGAAUCGUAAAAUGGAUUUCAUCUAUGAAGAUGAGCUGAAAAAAUUUGUUGAAGCUGGAGUGCUUUCUGAGCUGCUUCUAGCAUUCUCUCGAGAAGGACCAACAAAAGAAUAUGUGCAGCAUAAAAUGGUUGAAAAGGCAUCAGAAAUUUGGGGUAUUAUCUCUGAAGGGGGUUACAUAUAUGUAUGUGGUGAUGCCAAAGGCAUGGCUAAAGAUGUCCACCGCACUCUACAUAACAUAGUCCAGGAACAGGGCUCUCUAGAUAGCUCCAAAACCGAAAGCCUGGUUAAGAACCUGCAAAUGCAAGGAAGGUAUCUGCGAGACGUCUGGUGAUCAUUCUCUCGAGUUUAAAGUACGGCACGCGCAGAGUGUGAGGUACCCAAGUUCAUAAACUUCUCAAGUUCAUCGAAGAUUUUUUAUAAAAUAAUUCUGGAAUCCUGAAAGGAAGGUUCUUUAGUGAGUGAGCCUUGUGUAGUUGAUAAAUUAUGGCUUUAAAUUUAGAUUAUGUAAAGAUUAUUUUUACUCUUAACAAGGAUUAUCCUCCCUGUAUUAUAUACACCUUUUAGUCUGUUCAUAUGUCUGUUAUUUGUCUUUGGAUGUAUUUGUUUGUGACAACCAAAAAAGAAAAAAAGACAAAAACAAGGAAUUAUAUUUUGAUCCAUGCCUGGCAAUGUUCUAGCGGUCCAAUGUCCUUAA